Molecule: messenger RNA, 674 nt
Organism: Arabidopsis lyrata subsp. lyrata
Lineage: Eukaryota; Viridiplantae; Streptophyta; Magnoliopsida; Brassicales; Brassicaceae
Product: histone H3.3-like
Exons: 4
Coding region: 102-512 (136 amino acids)
Cellular component (GO): nucleosome
Molecular function (GO): DNA binding; protein heterodimerization activity; structural constituent of chromatin
Source: RefSeq, a predicted model, not a curated record
UUCUCAUAAGUUAAAACACAACAUUCAAAGCUUUCAGCGAUUCUUCUCUCUGUUUCAAAUAUUCUUCAUAGUUUCUAAGCUCUCAGAUUCUUGAAGAAGCCAUGGCUCGUACGAAGCAAACCGCGAGAAAAUCACACGGAGGAAAGGCUCCAAGGAAACAGCUCGCUACCAAGGCGGCGAGGAAAUCUGCGCCGACUACCGGUGGAGUCAAGAAGCCUCACCGUUACCGUCCCGGAACCGUCGCUCUUCGUGAGAUUCGUAAAUACCAGAAGAGCACAGAGUUGUUGAUCCGUAAACUUCCCUUUCAACGUCUUGUUCGUGAAAUCGCCCAAGAUUUCAAGACGGAUCUGAGAUUCCAAAGCCACGCUGUGUUGGCACUUCAAGAAGCUGCGGAGGCAUAUUUGGUGGGUUUGUUUGAAGACACAAAUCUGUGUGCCAUUCAUGCAAAGAGGGUUACGAUUAUGCCUAAAGAUGUUCAAUUGGCAAGAAGAAUUCGUGGAGAGCGUGCUUAGAAGUUAGAAUCGAAUUCAAUCUUGAACUAUUAUUAUUCUAUUAGGGUUUUGGUGUUAUUGUUUUGGAUUGUUUUUGCUGCUUUUAACAAAAAUACAUUUAUGUUCUUAAAUUUUCUUUGAAAGAUUAAUUGGUUAUUAAUGAUAUUAAACCUUCAUUACUCU